Lasiosphaeria miniovina is the source of this 2046-nucleotide messenger RNA. RefSeq names its product Six-hairpin glycosidase. The transcript has 4 exons. Bases 1 to 2046 code for a protein of 681 amino acids. Gene Ontology annotation, biological process: carbohydrate metabolic process. NCBI's taxonomy places the organism in Eukaryota, Fungi, Ascomycota, Sordariomycetes, Sordariales, Lasiosphaeriaceae. The record is from RefSeq and is a predicted model, not a curated record. Gene Ontology annotation, molecular function: hydrolase activity, hydrolyzing O-glycosyl compounds.
AUGUCACCGCAAAGCUCAACGCAGAGCGGCGCCAGCCAAAUGCGCUCGCACGGCGGCGGCUACCUUCCCAUUGAGAACUAUGGCCUCAUUGGAAAUAUGCGGACCUGUGCACUCGUUGGCAUGGACGGCAGCGUCGACUUUAUGUGCUGGCCCGAGUUCGACUCACCCUCGGUCUUCUGUCGUCUGCUCGACAAGGACAAAGGUGGCCACUUUAGCAUCCACCCAGCCAAACAUUUGUCGUGCACCACCAAGCAGCAGUACCUGGCCUCGUCCAACAUCCUCCAGACCAAGUACAUCCAUGACGAUGGCGCCGUUGAUAUCGUCGACUUCUUCCCUCGCCCCAAGACGGCCAAGGUUCUCUUCAAGGGCCCCAAGCAGAGCGCCUACCGCGAGAUGACCAGCGUGCAGGAAGAGCUCAAGAAAUGGCUCGUUCGCCGCGUCGAGUGCAUUAGGGGCUCCAUGGAGCUUGAUGUCGAGAUCUUCCCUGCGUUCGAGUACGCAUCGGAGCCGCACACAACGGAAAUCCUCCAAGAGGAGAGCGGCGCCCAUGCCACUCGCAGCAAGGCGGUAACGUUCCACUCCAAGACGGUCAACCUUCAGCUCGACGUCAGCGUCGACAAGGGUGAAGACGACGGCAAAUCCUGCCCUAUUGUCCGCUUCAAGAAGGUGGCAAGGCCCGGAAUGCUGGGCGAGGGCAUAGUUGCCACCAUCAAGAUCUCCGAAGGACAGGCCGUAUCGCUAGUCCUCCGGAACGACCUCCCAAACCAUGUCACAGAGACCAUCACCCCGCUGGUCCUCGACAGCCAGCAGCACGACACCCAGGCCUACUGGUACAACUGGAUCAACAAAUCCAGCUACAAGGGCCGGUGGAGGGAGGUGGUGAGCCGAAGUCUCAUGAUCUUGAAGCUAAUGACGUACGAGCCCACCGGCGCCAUCAUUGCGGCCCCGACUUUCUCCAUCCCUGAGGAUAUCGGCGGUGUUAGGAAUUGGGACUACCGCUUCUCCUGGGUUCGCGACUCUAGCUUUACCAUCUACAUCCUCUUGCGCCUCGGCUUCACCGAAGAGGCCGACGCCUACAUGAACUUCAUCAGCGAGCGGCUUCUCAAGUCUCGCGGGGCCGACGGCGGACUGCCCAUCAUGUUCACCAUCCGCGGCGAAACCGACAUCCCCGAGAACGAGCUGGCGCAUCUGGACGGCUACCGAGGCAGCAGGCCCGUCCGGAUCGGUAACGGCGCCGCCUUUCACCAGCAGUUCGACAUUUACGGCGAGCUCAUGGACGCCGUCUACCUCUACAACAAGUAUGGCAAGCCAAUUCACUGGGACCUGUGGGUGUCGGUCCGCGAGAUGCUCGACUACGUGCUCACUAUUGUCAACGAGCCCGACAUGAGCAUCUGGGAAGUGCGGAACAACAAGCAGAACUUCACCUACUCCAAGAUCAUGCUGUGGGUGGCCUUUGACCGCGGGCUCCGGCUCGCUGAGAAGCGCAACUUCCCGUGCCCGAACCGCGCCAAGUGGCUCGAGGCGCGGGACACGCUGUACGAGGAGAUCAUGAAGAAGGGCUACAACAAGGAUAUGCAGUGCUUCGUGCAGAGCUAUGAGAGCCGCACCACGCUCGACUCAUCCAUCCUCAUCGCCCCGUUGGUCUUCUUCAUUGCCCCCAACGACCCGCGCUUCGUCCAGACCAUGGACCGCAUCAUGCUGCCCCCAGAGAAGGGCGGCCUGACCAGCACCGGCUUGGUGUACCGCUACGACACAGAGCGGUCUGAAGACGGAGUAGGAGGCCGCGAGGGCGCCUUCAGCAUGUGCACGUUCUGGCUGGUCGAGGCAAUGACGCGCGCGAGCGUCUACGAGCCCAAGUACCUCGUGCGCGCCAUCAACCUGUUUGAGAACAUGCUCAGCUUCUCGAACCACCUGCUCAUGUUCUCCGAGGAGAUCUCACGCAGCGGCGAGCAACUGGGCAACACGCCCCAGGCCUUUAGCCACCUGGCCUUGAUCAGCGCCGCCUUCAACCUGGACCGCGUCUCGGAGAAGAAGUAUGGGAGGUGA